ACUACUACUGUCACACCCUCUUCUUAGUUCUAUUAUUUCUCUACAACUUUGGUGUUUGUUUAUCUUGCUCUACCACCAACUCUUCUUCUUCUGCAUCCAUUCCAUCAAAGUUUGGAUUUUUCUAGCCUCCGCAUUCUUCUUCUUUCUCCUGUCUUAUACUUGUUGGGUUCUUUUCCUCUGUUUCAUUCUUUUUUAUUUUAGUCUUGGGAAUGGAUAACCAAGAUCAACGAAGAACUCACACUCUAGGGCACGAGAGUCAUGGAGUUCAUGUGUGUCACAAAUGUGGAUGGUCCUUCCCGAAUCCGCAUCCAAGUGCCAAACACAGGCGCGCUCACAAGAAGAUCUGUGGAACCAUCGAAGGUUACAAACUGUGUGUAGCUGAGGGACAGAACCGUUUGAACGGUUCGGAUGAUGAACAUGUUUCUGACGAUGAUCACAAAACACCAGGUCCAAACACUUUGGAUACUGGCAACAAUGAGAAGGGUAAUGAUGGAAAUGGAGAGAUAUUAAUUAGAUCAGAAGAUGAGGUUUUUUCAGAUGCAGUUGCAGACUUUUCGGAUAGUGGACUAAAUCCAGGAAUUAAGGAACGGUUACAAGAAGGUAGUUUGGACUCAGGUACCAAUGUGGAAAGCGUUGACAUAAAAGAUCCAAAAUUUUCAAGGUCUUCCGAAGACAAUGGUUUUAAUGCUGCAGAUGUGAGUCAGUUAAAUGUCAAGUCAAGCGAUGAUGUCCAAAUUCAAAAUCAUAAAAUUGUGCAAAGUGAAAGUGUUGACAUGGGAAACACAGUGGAGUUGCAAUGUCAAUUGUCAGACUCUAUUGUGGAUCCGAUAUCAAGUUCAGUUGCAGAUUUGGGGACUGGAGAAUCAACUAUUGUGGAUAGUGAUGAUUUUUUUGUUUUGUCAAGUGACUCAUAUCCCAGCAAAACUGAACUUAUGCCAGACGAAUUGCCAGAAAAAAAUUUCCGUGCUGGUGAAAAUGUGACAGAUUGCAGUUUGAUAUCUGUUGCAAAGGAGACUAUUUUGAAAGGAAAGGAGGAGAUUAAAUCAGAUAGAGAUGUGGUUGAAAUUGUGGACUCAUCUGAUAACAUUGUAGGUGAAACAUGUGAAGGAACUUCUAAAAGAGCUGUUACUGAUGAAAUUUCCUUGGAUCAUCAAGUGGGUCAUGGAGCUGUUAAUCUGAAGGAAAAGAACGGUGCUGAGUUCCUUUCUUUGCUGCCCCAAGAUGACCCUCUCGAGUUAAACUCUGUUGUAAUCACAAACGAUGCUCUGGAAGAGUCCGCACAUGUGGUAGAGUUUACUACUUCUAGUGAUGUCAAGAUUUUGCAGGAAAAGGAAGAAGGACAUGUUAAUGUUGAUCAACUUCCCGCAUGUGAUGAUAGACCUGAUGUAGCACAUCCUCAGACUGAGUAUGGAGAUAUUAAAGAUCACGAAGGAGUGGCAUCCCAAAGUCCUUUAAGCCUACACUCAUCUGAUUCUUUGAAACACGAGGAAGAUGACCUCAAGACUACUGUUAAUAUGGAAAAUAUUUUUCAUUUCAACACAAGCCAAUUGAAUGAAAAAGGUGGUGUCCUCUCUCCAGAUAUGCAUGUUAUGGAUAGUAACAUGAAGAAGGGGCUGGUCAACAGUGAGCCUAUGGCUGAAGAAAUGCAUGCUGAACAAUACACUGAAGUUUCUCCUUUCAAGCUCACAGUUGAAAGUUAUCAAGGAUCAAAUGAAAUCGGAGUGUCUAUGAAUGCGAUGAAAACUGAAAUGAAUGAGAAUCAUAUGGUUCACUUUUCUGAAGAGCAGGCACCUGAUGAUGUUCGUAAAAAUUCACAACAGAUAAGUUUACCAGAAGUUAGUUUAAUGUCCUCAUCAAACGACAGUCAGAGGAAUGCAUCCUUUGGGUCUGCCACCAGUGAAACAACUAGUGUAAUUAUCAUAGAUAAUAUAAGUCAUCAUGAGGAAAACAUAAAUGAAAUAAAUGAUGUAACAGUAGAUGUCGAGGAUGUAGGAGGUAAUGUAGAAAAUGAUAUUGAAAUUAUAUUGAAAGAUCUUCAUCCCAGUGACCUCUUGCAAUCUGAAGUCAAGCAAUCAAGUGACUCAUUCAAGAGUGAGGAUGCUGGUGAAAUGAGUAAAAUUGAACAAUGUGAUAUUAUUGAUGCUCAAUGUAGGGAAAGGCCCAUCGUGAGAGAUACUUCAUCGCCUAAUACUGCAAGCAGUCAGUUUGAAAGCCCAGUUAUUUCAGAGGUUGUACUUGAUGGGCCUGGAAGAAAGUCGAAAGGUACAGAGUGCACUAAAGUAGAAACACUAUCAGGUGCCCAGGAAGACAUAAAAGAAGAUGAAAUCAAUACCAACAUUAAACUAAAUGAGGAAUGUAGCAGAUCUGUUGGUACUUCCGCUGACUCACUUCAAGCGCAAGAAGAAGAAUUAUUAGUGAAGGCUGCAGAAGACCCUGCUAGGAAGUACACAUCACUUUCUUCUUUAAAUACUGAGCCUUCUGCUCAACAUGAUUCUGCUGCUGAAGAUCAUCCAGGAGGAGAGCCUGGUCGGGAUGGCAUUACCACUGUGCCUGUUCAAGAUCAAAGUGGUAAUAAUUUGGUUAAAUAUAGUUCAUCCGGGAUUGAUGCUUCACUUGACUCUGGUAGCCGGUGUGACAGUUUGGAAGGCAACUGGGGCUCUGUUUCAGUUCUCUCAAUGCUAUCCGAUGCACCAGCUGUUAUUGAUGCGGAAGCUUUACCAUCAACUGGUUUGCUGGCUUCAACAGAAGCAGGGAAAUCAAACUUGAACAACCUAAAAGCUACAUCUGAGAAACAGCAGUUUGGAAAAUCAGAAAUGUUUGAACAACCAUCUUUCAUGACAUUGAUUGAACCUAGACCCAUGGUUAGCCCUAAAGCUGCUGCUUCCGAAGCUCAGGAGGGACAGAACUCACGACAGCCUUAUUCUUCCACUUCUCAGGCUGGUUGGUUUCCCACUCUAACUCAGGUUAUGAAUGAGUCUCAAGGGAGAAAGAAGAGUGAAGAAAUAAUAGCCAAGGUAACAAACUGGAGCACUAGUAAGGAGCACACACCUCUGAAGAGCCUGUUGGGUGAGGCUGCACAUAGCAACAAGGCAAAAUCUCCCAAAAUGGAAGAAAAUUCAGUGAAUCAGAAGAAUGGUAAAGUUCCAGAGAAUAAUGGUUCUGGAUUGACAACUGUAAACUCAAUUCUGUGUCCUGAGUCCCCUGCAGCUCAAGUUGUGAAAGGAGAUGCUGCAAAAGAAUGGGACUCUCCAGCAAGAUAUCCUGCAGACAUCAAGAGAGAAAAAAGGAAAGUAAAGAGCAGACCAUUCUGGAUUCAUUUGGUAUGCUGCUCAGUAGUGGAUCCUCAGAGAAGAUAGAAUAAUGAAAAUGCUAGGUUGUGAUAGUGUUCCAUUCACUGCUCUCCACUCUGAUGUGCUGUUUGUGGUGCUGUCUUUUUUUUUUUUUUUUUUUUUUUCUGUCUGCCAUAGAUUUUAGGUGCAUAUUUUGAUCAUGUGUCUUCUUCUAUUGAUCUUCUUAGCCUCUUUGGAGUUUGGUUGUAUAUGUUGACCAUCUUCAGUUAUUAUGUUACCUCUGCAAUCUUAUUAGAUAUUGUUUAACGAGUCAUUGUUAUGUCUUGGACCUCUACUUAGUCCAGUGU
Gastrolobium bilobum is the source of this 3637-nucleotide messenger RNA. RefSeq lists its product as uncharacterized. The record is from RefSeq and is a predicted model, not a curated record. The coding region runs from base 210 to 3356 and encodes 1048 amino acids. NCBI's taxonomy places the organism in Eukaryota, Viridiplantae, Streptophyta, Magnoliopsida, Fabales, Fabaceae. The transcript is spliced from 5 exons.